UAUAAAUCUACCUGGAAGCUAAUUAUUUUUUAGUAGCAAAUUGUUUCUCCACGCUUAAUUGUAGUAGCUAUAAAACACGGGUGUACAUUAUUUUAAUUUCAUUUUUAACAUCAUUAAAUAUUUUACAUUUAACAUGCUUACAAUCUUUGUAUUCAUUCUAUGUGUGGCGCCUUGUACUUUUGCACGACCGAAUUAUCAAGAAACACUUGGAACAUCAAAUGAUGAUCGGAAUGUGAUUCAGGUGCCAGACAACUGUCAGGACGGUCAAGUUCUUGUAAAUGGCGUCUGUCGCGAUAUCUGGAGGCGGUUUGAUACUCAUUUAGCUGAGCCUCGAGGAGGGACAAUCCAAGUUCCCGAUAACUGCCCGCCUCCACAAGUUCUAAUUAAUGGAGCCUGCCGUUAUGUAUGGCGAUCAGGAAUCGAGUCUCAUUUAGCUGAGCCUCGAGGAGGGACAAUCCAAGUUCCCGAUAACUGCCCGCCUCCACAAGUUCUAAUUAAUGGAGCCUGCCGUUAUGUAUGGCGAUCAGGAAUCGAUUUUCAUUUAGCUGAGCCUCGAGGCACAAUCCAAGUUCCCGAUAACUGCCCGCCUCCACAAGUUCUAAUUAAUGGAGCCUGCCGUUAUGUAUGGCGAUCAGGAAUCGAGUCUCAUUUAGCUGAGCCUCGAGGAGGGACAAUCCAAGUUCCCGAUAACUGCCCGCCUCCACAAGUUCUAAUUAAUGGAGCCUGCCGUUAUGUAUGGCGAUCAGGAAUCGAUUUUCAUUUAGCUGAGCCUCGAGGCACAAUCCAAGUUCCCGAUAACUGCCCGCCUCCACAAGUUCUAAUUAAUGGAGCCUGCCGUUAUGUAUGGCGAUCAGGAAUCGAGUCUCAUUUAGCUGAGCCUCGAGGAGGGACAAUCCAAGUUCCCGAUAACUGCCCGCCUCCACAAGUUCUAAUUAAUGGAGCCUGCCGUUAUGUAUGGCGAUCAGGAAUCGAUUUUCAUUUAGCUGAGCCUCGAGGCACAAUCCAAGUUCCCGAUAACUGCCCGCCUCCACAAGUUCUAAUUAAUGGAGCCUGCCGUUAUGUAUGGCGAUCAGGAAUCGAGUCUCAUUUAGCUGAGCCUCGAGGAGGGACAAUCCAAGUUCCCGAUAACUGCCCGCCUCCACAAGUUCUAAUUAAUGGAGCCUGCCGUUAUGUAUGGCGAUCAGGAAUCGAUUUUCAUUUAGCUGAGCCUCGAGGCACAAUCCAAGUUCCCGAUAACUGCCCGCCUCCACAAGUUCUAAUUAAUGGAGCCUGCCGUUAUGUAUGGCGAUCAGGAAUCGAGUCUCAUUUAGCUGAGCCUCGAGGAGGGACAAUCCAAGUUCCCGAUAACUGCCCGCCUCCACAAGUUCUAAUUAAUGGAGCCUGCCGUUAUGUAUGGCGAUCAGGAAUCGAUUUUCAUUUAGCUGAGCCUCGAGGCACAAUCCAAGUUCCCGAUAACUGCCCGCCUCCACAAGUUCUAAUUAAUGGAGCCUGCCGUUAUGUAUGGCGAUCAGGAAUCGAGUCUCAUUUAGCUGAGCCUCGAGGAGGGACAAUCCAAGUUCCCGAUAACUGCCCGCCUCCACAAGUUCUAAUUAAUGGAGCCUGCCGUUAUGUAUGGCGAUCAGGAAUCGAUUUGGCUGAAAGUUUACCUAGUAAUGUGAUUACUGUACCAGACAACUGCCCUCCGGGACAAGAACUUGUGAAUGGAGUAUGUCGUGAUAUCUGGAGGAUAUUAUUACUAACCGAAGGUGUGCCUAGCAAUGUGAUUUCUGUACCAGACAACUGCCCUCCAGGACAAAAACUUGUGAAUGGAGUAUGUCGUAAUAUCUGGAGAUCUAAUAUUUUGAAACAAUCCCAAAGGCGCCAAAUUGAUGGAAUUAUCUUGUCGGAAAUAAACUUUGAAGUGGGCAAUAAAAACAUAAUAAGCGUCCCAUCGCAAUGUCCUUCUGGAUACCGACCGGACGCCAACGGAAUAUGCCGCCCAAUCCUAGAUUGAAUCCAUUGAGCUAUUAUUAUUGAACCACACUAAUCAUAUACCUACCGACCGUACAGCACUUGGAAAAGUAUAUUCAGCGUGUAAAACUCAAUAAUUAAAAGAUAUGUAAAUAAAAUAUAAAUUUGAAUUUGAAAAUAUAAAUAUUUAACAUAAAAUAUGUAACAUAUUAUAUGAUUCGGCUAUUGUAUUAUAUUAUUCAUUUCAAGAUACAAAUAUUUGAAUUAUAUUAAUAAAUAUAUACAGUAAGUACAAAAAUAAUCGAUAGCAUGCUUGUAGCCUGUGAUUUAAUAAAAUAUUUGAUCCGG
This is a messenger RNA of Colias croceus (clouded yellow), 2298 nucleotides long. RefSeq lists its product as uncharacterized. The coding region runs from base 134 to 1993 and encodes 619 amino acids. NCBI's taxonomy places the organism in Eukaryota, Metazoa, Arthropoda, Insecta, Lepidoptera, Pieridae. The record is from RefSeq and is a predicted model, not a curated record. The transcript is spliced from 17 exons.